Molecule: messenger RNA, 4857 nt
Organism: Notolabrus celidotus (New Zealand spotty)
Lineage: Eukaryota; Metazoa; Chordata; Actinopteri; Labriformes; Labridae
Gene: ephb3a
Product: eph receptor B3a
Exons: 15
Coding region: 524-3304 (926 amino acids)
Biological process (GO): protein phosphorylation; axon guidance; cell surface receptor protein tyrosine kinase signaling pathway
Cellular component (GO): plasma membrane; neuron projection
Molecular function (GO): ATP binding; protein binding; transmembrane-ephrin receptor activity
Source: RefSeq, a predicted model, not a curated record
ACUUUGAAACUCUUGACCGGAAGUCUGACAUUUAUUGUGUCUUUCUUGGCGCUGCCUGAGCCCCCAGCCCCCUCUGUGUCUGGGUCCCACUGUUGCCAUUCCGACGCACAUCCCUCUCAGACGUGCAACAGCUCCACGGAGUCAACAGGAGUGGACUAACACGGAUCCUCCGCGGACAGAGACUACUUCACGGCCGGGUUUCCCCUCCUCUGCUCGGGGCGGGCAGCUGCACAGAGAUGCGCUCCUGGACAGAGGUUCGCUGUGGGUAAAGUCAGAGAGAGAGAAUGAGACUGAGCAGCACCGCAUUAACCCUGAGUGUGGAGGUAUAACAGGACCCAGGGAAGCGCACGGUUCUGGUGGAGGAUUGCGGAGGGAAUGGGGCGGUGAGAGCUUUCAUCUCAGCCGAAGACAUGAGUAUUAAACGGGGGACAAAAAGCUCGGCUGCGGCGCUCAGUGUUUAAAUCUCCAUCCACCCGGAGGGUCCAGUCUGCACACCUUUCUUCAUGUUGCAAAAGCCUGUUUUAUGACAAUGGAUUACCUGCUGUGGGUGUGCAGCCUCAUUGUGCCCGUGGUGCUGGCCGUAGAAGAAACCCUUAUGGACAGUCGGUGGGCAACCACAGAGCUGGCAUGGACCACAUUCCCAGAGAGUGGGUGGGAGGAAGUGAGUGGCUAUGACGACUCCAUGAGCCCCAUCAGGACCUAUCAGGUGUGUAAUGUCCGACAGCCAAACCAGAACAACUGGCUCAGGACGGACUUUAUCCCUCGCAAGGGUGUUCUUCGAGUCUAUGUGGAGCUAAAGUUUUCUGUGCGUGACUGUGCCAGCAUCCCUAACAUCCCUGGCUCCUGUAAAGAGACCUUUAAUCUGUUUUACUACGAGUCAGAAGGGGAUGUGGCGACAGACACCAGCCCACUGUGGAGGGAGAACCCCUAUGUGAAGGUGGACACUAUUGCCCCAGAUGAGAGUUUCUCUCUGCUGGAGGCGGGAAGGAUCAACACCAAAGUACGCAGCUUUGGCCCACUCUCGAAGGCUGGAUUCUACCUGGCGUUUCAGGAUCUGGGCGCCUGCAUGUCACUCAUCUCUGUCAGGGUUUUCUUCAAAAAGUGCUCGACCACAAUCGCCAAUUUCGCCGUCUUCCCUGAGACUGCCACAGGGGCGGAGGCCACCUCCUUAGUGAUUGCUCCCGGCGCCUGUGUGACCAACGCCAUGGAAGCUUCUGUGCCUCUAAAGCUCUACUGCAAUGGGGAUGGAGAGUGGAUGGUUCCCGUGGGCUCCUGCACCUGUGUUGCUGGCUUUGAACCUUCUGCAGACGACAUGCAGUGCCAGGCCUGCAUCCCUGGGACCUUCAAAUCCAAAUUUGGGGAGGGCUCCUGCUCCCCCUGCCCGUCCAACAGUCGCACCAGUGCACGCGGAGCCAAUAUUUGUCCCUGCCAGAGUGGUUUCUACCGGGCUGACAGCGACCCUCCUGACUCAGACUGCACCACGAUCCCCUCUGCGCCUCGCAACGUUAUCUCCAGCGUGAACGAGACCUCCCUGUCCUUGGAGUGGGAAGAGCCUGAGGACACGGGUGGGAGGAGCGACCUCGUCUACAACGUGGUGUGUAAGAAGUGUCUGCGGGACAGGAGCCCCUGCACGCGCUGCGAUGACAACGUGGACAUCGCACCUCGCCGCCUGGGGCUGAGGCAGAAGAAGGUGGUGGUGAGGAACCUGCAGGCUCACACCCGCUACAGCUUUGAGGUGCAGGCUGUCAAUGGGGUUUCAGGGAAAAACCCCACCUCGCCAAGCUACUCCACAGUCAACAUCACCACCAACCAAGCCGCACCUUCAGCUGUGCCCACCGUCCAUCUGAUGCGCUCCACCUCAGACACUCUCAGCCUGUCAUGGCUGCCGCCUGAGAAACCAAACGGGGUCAUCCUCGAUUAUGAAAUUAAAUACCAUGAGAGGGGCCAGGUGAUGUCCCACACAGUAACAUCCCAGCACAGCUCAGCCAAGGUGGAGGGCCUGAGAGCUUCUACGCCCUAUGUGGUGCAGGUCAGAGCACGCACUGUGGCUGGAUACGGGCGCUACAGCAACCCAAUCGACUUCAGCACCAGCCUCCACAGUGACCCUCAGAAGUCGGUGCAGGACCAGCUGCCUCUUAUCGUGGGCUCUGCCUCGGCGGGUCUGGUGGUCAUUGUAGCCAUGGUGGUUAUUGCUGUUGUCUGCCUUAAGAAGCAGCGCAGCGGCUCAGAGCUGGAGUACACGGAGAAACUGCAGCAGUACAUUUCUCCAGGAGUCAAAGUGUACAUUGACCCUUUCACCUAUGAGGACCCCAACGAUGCUGUUCACGAGUUUGCCAAAGAGAUUGACAUCUCCUGCGUAAAGAUAGAAGAAGUCAUCGGUGCAGGUGAAUUUGGUGAGGUGUGCCGCGGUCGCCUCAAACAGGCUAGCCGGAGGGAGAUGGUCGUUGCAAUUAAGACGUUAAAAGCAGGCUACACCGAGCGGCAAAGGCGGGACUUCCUGGCAGAAGCCUCCAUCAUGGGCCAGUUCGACCACCCCAAUGUGAUCCGGCUGGAGGGGGUCCUGACACGCAGCUGCCCUGUCCUCAUCAUCACUGAGUUCAUGGAGAACGGGGCACUCGAUUCUUUCCUCAGGCUGAACGAUGGGCGCUUCACGAUGACACAGCUGGUCGGGAUGCUGCGUGGCAUCGCUGCGGGGAUGAAGUACCUGUCAGAUAUGAACUACGUCCACCGAGACCUCGCUGCUCGAAACAUUCUGGUCAACAGCAACUUGGUGUGCAAGGUCUCAGACUUUGGCCUGUCACGCUUCCUGGACGACACGUCUGCUGACCCCACUUACACCAGCUCCCUGGGAGGAAAGAUUCCUAUUCGGUGGACGGCCCCCGAGGCCAUCGCCUUCAGGAAGUUCACCUCUGCCAGUGACGUGUGGAGCUACGGCAUCGUCAUGUGGGAGGUGGUGUCCUACGGAGAGCGGCCAUAUUGGGACAUGAGCAACCAGGAUGUGAUGACGGCAGUAGAGCAGGAUUACCGGCUGCCCCCGCCAAUGGACUGUCCUAUGGUGCUGCACCAGCUGAUGCUCGAGUGCUGGAUGAAGGAGAGAAACCUGAGGCCCAAGUUCUCCCGCAUUGUUAGCACCCUGGACAAGCUGCUCCGUAAUGCCGCCAGCCUUAAGGUGGUGACCAGCUCCUACUCAGGGGAUCUGCUGCGGCUCGGGGGGACGCUGCCGGGACACAACAGGAAGAGUCCGGACAGCAGUCAGGAAAUUGUUCGGCAACAGAUGAGCCAAACCCUCCCCAUCCGAGUGUGAGCUGAGGACACAGAGCGGAUAAAAACUACCUGAAAAACUCUGACGCCAAGAGCCCGUUGUAACAUAAGAAGAAGAAGAUUAAAGACACAGGAGAAAGAACGAGGACAGUGUUGGAGAUUUCUUUCCAGCCGGAAAAUUUUAUGUGCGUUCAAAGAGACCUUUCAUUGCAGUGUGUGCGUUCAUGACUUGACACUUGUGGAUUUGUGACUAUUGACAUAAACCAAACUUCCUAUUGCCCCUUCUCAGGUUGUGUUUGCAUGUCUGCAUGUGUUUUCUGCUGGUUGGGAAUCAGACUUUUCUUCUUUCCGCCCUCAGAUUGAGGACUCAGUGCCAAGAUUAAGCAAACUUUUGCUUGAAACAAACAAGACAUCUCCAAACCUUCCUGUACACAUUUAAUCCAAUCAGUCUUCUCCCUUUUAUUUUCUUUAAACCCAACCAACGUUAUUUUAUUAUUUUCUCAAUUUUUAAGAACAAAAAAAAAAAAAAGACACACCUGUCAUCUGCUUCCUCUUAAAUACUGUCUUCCACGUGUACCGGGGGACUACUUGUUGCAAAAGUGUAAAAAGCAUCCGAGUCUUCACGCCAACUCUCCAUCAGAGAGGGGAUGGAUCUGACACUGUGCGGGACACGUCAUGUGCAUGCCAAAGUGGAAACUUCUUCAUGAGAAAAGUCGAAACGAGUUCCACGUUUGCUGUUUGCUUUGGUGGCAUUUUGCUGUACGGACUUUAACGUCCAGGUUUUCUUAACCUUGUUUGAUUCAUAUACGCAUUGUUUUUGAAUGCUAAGUUAUUAUCUUAUUAUUAUUGCAAAGAGGUGUUUUUUUCUGUGUGUUUUUUUACGAGCACCGGGGCUUAACUUUUUUAUUACACUGCUUGUUUUUCACACAUUGACAAACCAGACAGACAUGAAUGAGUGAUCUGAAGGGGAACUGUUCUGCGCAGACAGAAUAUUUAUGUGUCUAACUGCAGAGGGGACUUUGUGGUGAUUGCUGUUUUUAAAAAUGAAAAGCGCCUGUGGUAGUUCUGUGGUGUGAACGUGUUACAGAUCAGGGGGAAUUAAAAAGGUCACUAUCCAGAUAAUAAGUCCGCAACCUUAAUAUUGGGCUGACCUACAAACAUUGAUGUAGAACAAAUUCACUCAUUGGUUCAUUUCUCCUGACAUGUGUUUUCUUCAGCACGCCAGCUGUCAGAGCAGUUCCUAUCUAAAACAACUGCCUGUAAAUAAUACUAUAUUUCUAUUAGUGCAGUCAGCUCAGCAUUCACAACAAUCUGACCUGACUGUUGCCUCUCUAUGACCCUCGUUUAUAUGCUUGUUUGUUUAAUGUGGAGGAGCAAACAAAUGGAGGAAUUCCAGUUUAAUGGUCAUUACAUAUCUGAAACUAUAUGUCACAAAGAAAGAAGAAAACGUGUGUCUGUUAGGGCAGACUUUUCCCUGUGCAAUUCAAGGUGUAUUAGGUUGUAAAAAGAAAAAAACAGCAGAAAAUUACAACAAAAAUAAGCAUUUCUCUUUCAGUAUUUUUACGAUAAUCAUAUGCAAAUAAAUUAUUAAACAGA